Vanrija pseudolonga is the source of this 2574-nucleotide messenger RNA. RefSeq names its product DNA polymerase lambda (gene POLL). The coding region runs from base 1 to 2574 and encodes 857 amino acids. The transcript is spliced from 11 exons. The record is from RefSeq and is a predicted model, not a curated record. Gene Ontology annotation, cellular component: nucleus. Gene Ontology annotation, biological process: double-strand break repair via nonhomologous end joining. Gene Ontology annotation, molecular function: DNA-directed DNA polymerase activity; DNA binding. Lineage: Eukaryota; Fungi; Basidiomycota; Tremellomycetes; Trichosporonales; Trichosporonaceae.
AUGUCGAGGCGAGCUCAAGCAACGGCCGAUCAUGACCCCCCGACGGCGGGCGACCUGUGGGAGAAGUUGGACGAGCUCGACAACGCCGACUGGUGGAGGGACACCGAGGAAGAGGACCGCGCGUUUAGGAAGUACGUCGAGGACGACAUCGCCAAACGCUGGCAUACGAGACCACAAGACUCGUCGCCAUCGGCAGGCAACACCUCGGUCCUCGAAGCUCCGGCAGGGCAGACCGUUCCGUCAUCGUCCCCAAACGAGCCAGAAAACACAACGACGGCUGCCUUCCCUACCCCGACCUACGCGAACCAGCUCGCGUCAGCACCUUCACCGUCGGAUGGCAUAUCUGGGCUCCCAGAGGUGACGCCCUUACGAGCACGCGCCCUCGCGUACACCCAGGCGCCGACGCCGACCGUCUCGACACCUUCCCUCCGCCCGCGGCUCCCCGCCCCGCCAACCGUCACAACGGCUCCGACUGUGGCGACGGCCGCGACGUCCAGCAAGACCUUUGCAACCCCACCCAACGUUGCCACUCCCUCACAGACACCACGCGUGCCCGAUAGCGUGGGCCAAGGGCGGCGCGACGACCCCGCCACUCCGGUGCCCCUCGGUGCCGCAAUCGAAGGCAAGCGCAACUAUCAGCAGCUCACCAAGCAUUUCGAGGACUUCAGCAAGGCCCUCAAGGACGUCGCUGUCCCUCCUCCAACUCGUGGUCGCGGACGCGGGCGUGGUCUAGGGCGCUCGGGUUCGCGAGCCCCUUCUCUCCUCGGGCUCGGUGGCACCAUCUUCAAGGGUCUGCGGUUCUGCAUCCCACCCGAGACCAACCAGGUCAAUAAGCACAAGCAGCGCUGGGAUAUUAUAUCCAAACUCGGCGGCGAGGUCGUUCUUCAACCUGAUACGGCCAUCACCCACGUCAUCUAUGACUCUGGGAGGUCGGCUGCCGUCCUCGCGCGCGAGCUCGGCAUCGAGUCUCUCACGGAGCUACCGGAGGGAACGAUGUGCGUCAAGUGGGAGUGGGUGGCCCAGUGUAAGAUGGCAGGCAAGGUUCUGGACGCCACCGCGUGGCUCAGCUUUCCUCGCACAACCUUCACUCGGACUGUAUCUGUGGGCGCAGCACAGUCGCGGAUCACAGACACCACUCAAAAGCUGAGAGGCAGUUCUGGCGUCGUUACUCGAAAGCGCGCUGCUAGAAGCGAUUCGGAGAGCGAGUCCUCGGAGCGCCGCCAAGCUACUAAAUUCGCGUUCCGCCCCGUCUUGCCAACGCGGUCCACUGUAGCUGCGGCUCCUCCUGUCGUUCCAAAAACUCGGACCACCGUGGGCACAAGACACUCGAUCACCCCGGGCCCUGGUUGGGUCGAGCCACAGGCCGGUGAGGAAGACGGCCUGGACGUCAUGAUUGUUGGCCUGAGGAACGGCAGCAUCGAAGAUGAGGAUGAUGAAGCAGGGGAAUCUGACGCAGAGCCCUCAGACGAGGAGCCGGGCAACCCCAAUCCAUGGGCUGAUAGGUUCAAGUGCGGGCAGAAACACGAUGGUUCAGCUGCGACCGGUCCGAACGAGUGGCUUGCCAAGCAGUUUGACGAUCUACAUUCCAAAUACGAGGCCAUGCCAGGGAAGAAUGAGUUUGCCAUCCGAGGAUAUCAAAAGACUGCUGGCAUCCUUCGUCGCACGACCUAUGCCAUCACCAGUGGAGCCCAAGCGAAGAAGAUCAAAGGGAUCGGCGCCAGCAUGGCUGAUAGGAUUGACGAGUUCCUCACCGGGGCUCAAGGGCGGGCUUACUACGAGGACAAUGAGAAGGCACGUACCAUGGCCGUGUUCCACAACGUCUAUGGUGUAGGCAAGAAACACGCACACGACCUGUGGCAGCAAGGAGCACGCUCGUUGGACGAUCUGAGGACCAAGGACUUUGGCCUGACUGAAGGGCAAAUGGUGAGCUCCAAUGUGGCGGUUCCCUUGUUGACUCUACAGCUCGGAGUAGAGCUCUACGAGGACUUGAACACCCGUAUCUCUCGGGACGAGUGCAGACAGAUCUUUCAAAAGAUCCGCGAAGCAGCCCUCGCCAUCGACCCCGAUGUCUGGAUCGAGAUUAUGGGCAGCUAUCGUCGUGGAGCUGAAUCGUCGGGCGAUGUGGACAUUCUCAUCACUCGCAACCCAUCAGACGGCAUCACACACGUAGGCGUACUCAAGCGCCUCCUUGCUUCGCUACACACGAGCGGCAUUCUGACGCAUGACCUUACCACGCCGAGCGACUACUCUGCACUCGAGUCCAAGUGGAUGGGAGUUGGCCGCAUUAGCCCAACGGCUAAGUACCGACGCAUCGACAUCCUCACGAUCCCUUACGACCAGUGGGGUGCAGCAUUGAUCUACUUCACGGGGAAUGAGGUUUUCAACCGCAGCCUGCGCCUUUAUGCCAGGAAGAAGGGCUUCUCGCUCAAUCAGCGUGGCCUAUAUCGCGGCAUCAUCCGCGAUCGCAAGGGGGAGAAGAUGACGGAGGGCGAGAUCAUUGCCUCGCGCACCGAGCAAGAUAUAUUUGACGUUUUGGGUAUCAGGUGGAGGCCUCCGCAUGAGCGCCGUCCAUGA